UUCUCCGCGGGAGCGCUGCAGGUUGAUCGCCGCGGCUGCAGAUGAGCCGAGCCCGCGCGCGGGCGGGGGGGCGGCCGGGGCAGCGCCGCCGGGGCCGUGUCGGCGGCCGGCGCACUAUGCAAGGCCGGGAGGAUGGCGGUGGAAGCUAUCCAUUGCAACCUGAAUCCAAGUGGUAUUGAUCACCCUGUCCCUACAGAAGGUAUUAAUCUGCAACUUGAAGGGGAAGGAGUUGAAUCGCCUUCUGUUAAGACUACUGGUACUCCAAAAGGGCCUGAGUCAAAAGAGACACCCAAGAGGCAACAAGUGGAGCAAGAAAUAUCUAAGGCCGGGACUGUAAAGCUGACCAAGCCUGUGGCGUUAUGGACCCAGCAGGAUGUCUGCAAAUGGCUGAAGAAACAUUGCCCUAAUCAGUAUCAAAUCUACAGUGAGUCAUUCAAACAGCAUGACAUAACUGGCCGUGCUUUGCUGAGGCUUACUGACAAAAAGCUUGAACGAAUGGGCAUUGCCCAGGAAAGCCUGCGACAGCACAUUCUGCAGCAAGUCCUUCAGCUGAAGGUUAGAGAAGAAGUCCGAAACCUCCAGCUGCUUACACAAGAUCUCUACUUAAACAUGGAGCAUGGGUUUUUGCGGGUCAUAGAAAAGCAGCCAGCCCUUACAGCCCUUCCAGCCCCAGCAGAGAGCUCUCCAUAAACAUUUCCAGCCUCCAAAGCUGCUGUCCUGCCACUUGUUAUGAAAGCGAACUUUCCUUCACGAAAAGAACGCUCAAUGGCACUGCCAGGUGACCAUGGAGGAUUGAAGACAAACUUGAAGUACCAUCGGCCCACCCAAGACGAGGCACUCUGGGAAGACCUGGUUUGCUGUAGAGUACCAAUGUGGUGCACAAUAGCUAGUGCUAAGUUGUCGAAAAUGGUCAUUGGUGGACCUUUAGCUGGAGAAUUUCUUCCAGUUUUCAUCACUGUGCAUAAUUUUUUGAGUUCCCUUUAGGGGGACUGUCUAUGCCCUUCACUAGAAGUCCUGUUUUAGCAUGGCAACUACUGGAUUCUUUUAUUAUGUAUGCAGAAGGCAUGAUGUUUUAGGAAAAAAACCCAACCCCUUAAGAGCAGUUCUCCGAUCUCAGUGGAUAUGUUCACGAUAUUAAAACCCUGGUAGGAAUGUAAGCGUCUUGUAUGUGUUCGUUUUGCAGUCUAAUGGUAUUCUGUUGAUGUCAGCACUCCAUCCGUGCUUUCUGCACAGGACUAGCACAGCCCAUAGAUGUAGAAUGGUCUUUUGUUCAAAUGCUAAGGAUAUGUUUCGGUGUUUGUGCUGAGACUGCAUCCAGACUGAAGUCCGCUGCUAGCAUACCUUCCCCGAUCCACGGUAGGUUGUGUAGGUAGAUUUGCAGGUGGAAGAGGUGUGACUCCUUUUAUGGAAAGGUAGAGAACAGCUGUCAGAGAGGUAGCCAAGAGCAGAAUGGGUUGAAUGAGCUGUUGGACGCUGUGUCUGCUCUCCCUCUUAUCGACCAAAUAUCAAAGGUUCUUGUUUCUAGCGUGCCAAUGUGUUUUCUUCUUCGGCGAAGGAGGAGUGAAGGAGAGAGCCUUCCUCAGAGAUGUGUAUGACCCUGGGUUUGGUCUAUGAUAAAACCAGAUGUGGUGGUUCCAGAAUAAACUGGAAGAAUUCAGGUUCUUUAUUUUGGGCAGGGAUGGAGAACUGUAGUCCAAACCAAACUCUCUGAACAAGGUAAAAUGUAAGACUAUACUUCUAAGGAGCAAGACACUGCCUUUGGAGAGGGAAGUAGACUUCUUCAUUAACUUUUUCCACUUUCUAUCCAAAACAGUUUUUUGGUAGGAGCUGGGAAUAAGCAAAUGGUUCCAAUAAGCCUUUCAAUAUACUGUAGCAGGCUCAAGACUGUUGCAUUCAAUCUGAACGUUGUUUUUUGUUCAGUCUCUGAAUGGCUGGCCUCAUCACUGGUUGUAUCACAGCUGGCUGUGGUACCGCUUCUUCCAUGGGGACUCAGUGGAAUUAGCAUCUAUCCCUCCACCUUCCUGACACACUCUUUAUGCUGAACUGAUGCCAUCAACCUACUGAGGGGACUUAACUACCUGUUCCUUCUUUCUUUAAAAUCAAAGAUAGCUUUUUUGUGCAUUUAUAAAGAGUCCAUCACUCUCUCCAGCCUGAUAAACAGGUACUAGAGACGCUGUUAGCACAUAUGCCAAGCUGUGGGUGAGGUGCCAUACUGGUGCAAAGAUGCAGUGAUGGAGAGAAUGUGCAGCUACAUCAAGGGACCUCUUUAGAAGAGUCUCCUGUGUUAUAAUCCUUAAAAACUAUUGCACAGUUCAUUGCCAGAGAAGGGAAGGUCAGCCACUGAAGAUGCCCAUACAACAAACAUAAAUAUCUUUAGGGCUUGAUUUUUUCCAGGUGGGUAUGGGCUUAGGUUUCAGCUCUCCAUCUAUCUCAGAUUCAGCAUGUUGGAUGCUUCUGUAGUAUUCAGUCCAAAAUCAAAUGACUUUUACUGAUGACCAAGAUUUUCAGCAGGCAGUAGAGACUUCUAAUGGCCUGGGUCUUUCCAUAGGUUCUCAGACAGAGCUCCCAAGAAUUGCAAAGCAGUAAAGUUUCUACAUUCUCUUUCUGAAAAUCCUUUUCCCUAAUCUUAAAUUAAUUGGUGCAAAAAUUCUCUCCUAAAGAUACAAGAAUCUUUGCCAAUGGCAACAUUUGCACUUUUUAGAGCUGUUCAUAGGGUUGCAGGUUGGAAUCUGAUACCAAGAGAUCCGACUGUGCACAUGGCACAGGUCCACUGUAAGCUCCAGCAAAUUUUGCAGCUCUUUGUGCUGCAGGUUUUCAAAAUCUGCUCUGGCAAUUGACAUCAAUUUCAUGUUGGUACAGCAGUUUGAAAAGAAAGCCACUGGUGUAAGUUGUUUGAAAAAGAAGGAGAAUGCUAUACUUCUGCAGUGGGAUUUCUCUUCUUUUACUAGCCAGUGAAUAAAUUUGAAGCAAUUGGAAUGAGAAAGGAAGAGUUUAUCGGAGAGAGUUGUCUCAAAAGGGCGUACAGAAGAAGUUGAGUUAGGCAGAGAGCCAUUAGAAGCAUUUUUUGUAUCAAUGUUAGUUUUGACCAUCUUCCAGUAUAUGGGCAUGAAUUUAGAUGUGUGCACUUCUCCUGUUAAAACAGUUUGUUUUAAAAGCUUCCCAGGAUUUUAGCUAUGGUGACCUAGAAAAGCAGUGUUAAUAGGCCCUGAGAAAUGUGAAAAUGAAGUCCAGACCCUUGUGUAGCCAGACUCGCUGAGAAGUCUGCUGUAGGUGCCUAUUGGACAGAUCUCCUUUGAAGCUAGCGUAGGUCUCCAUCCUGCAGCCAGCCUGUGCAUGUGGAUAACUGCAAGUAUAGUUCCCCCGAGCCCCGUAACACUUCUCACGUGUGUAGCUGUCUGCCGGAGCCAUAAGGAAAUAACUGUACUUUUUGGCUUGUAUUUAACUAUUCAUCGUGUUUGGACUUUUUUAAUCACUGUUCUUCUCCCAAAGUAGGCCAUGCUUCCUCAGGGAUAUUUAUGAAAUUGUCCUACAUCUCCUGAACAACUAUCUGGAUCCCAGAGUAUUCCUCUGAAAAACUUUUUAAUAUAAAUAAAGCUGUGGGAGAGGUUUUUGUUGUUGUGAAUGGGGGCAGGUGCUGUGUUCUCGGAAAGGCUGUGGAGUGCGGACAAUCAAGGCUGUUGCAUUUUUUAUGCUGAACACCUUAUUAAUAGCAGGCACAUCCGCUCCUGCCUGGGUCGCAGGAGCAGUUCAGGGGAAAGAAUGCUUUAUCUCUAGUCAAUAAAUCAUUGAUGUCGAGAGUGCCAAAGACCAAGUCAACAUGAAAGGGAGUGAAUAAGUUAUUCCUGCAAAGGAAGUGAAUUCAAAUGUGCUCAGAGCCAUUAGUUCAGUGCAAAAGAGUGGGAGACUAAUGCUAUUUUCAUAAAUCAGCAAUUAUCAGUCCUGCGGAGAGAGAUGAAUUUGCAGAGGCCAGCGCUGCUGUUACAUUGGUCACUAGUUAUUACCUCUGAAACAAACCAGUGCUGGCAUCGCCGUUCCCUGUGUGCAGCCUUCUUUCCGUGCCUGGUGCCUCUCCCUGCUGCUGCACUUGCCUGGGCUCUUUGGGUCAAGACAGGUUGCAGCAUCAGACUCCACUCAGAAACACUGACAGAGACUUAGCCAUCCCAAGUGCUUCAAACUGUGGGAAGUCCUGCACUAGAAAACUGAAGGAAUUGCACUGCAGCUGAGAGCAUCCUUUGCGCUGUUUUGUUCCUUGGUUUUGUUUUCAUCUGCAUGGCUUUCUGUUGCCAAACAGCUGCCAUUUAUUCUGUUGAGGGAAAUGCAGCCUUCCAGGAGUAGGGUUUGAAAAAGCUUGGUGAAUUCCUUGAUUUUGCACAUCCAGCUGCAUGGUGAUGUGCUACCACUUGGUUGGUUUAUCUCUCCCUGUCUAUUCCUUAGCAUAAGUGUUGCCACUCAACAGCAGCUGCAGCACCUCUGAGGAAAUCAAAACCAUUAUGAAUUACAACAUUCUGGUUUUGUUUUGCCCUGAAUUUUCAGAAGACCCCAGCCCAGACCCCUGGCACACUUAAAACGGCACUACUCCAUCAGAGUCUCUGGAGAUGUGUUGGUUAAUGCCAGCCACAGAGCCAGGCCUGGGGGUGGGGGUUUCUUAUCAUUCCUUCCAUUUGCCACAAAGCCACAAGAUCUUGAUAAUUCAAAAUUGUCUCAGGCAGUCAAAGUAAAAUCCUGCAUCUUUCACAUCAGUCCCCUUUUAGCAAUUAACAUCUCUGUCAUCAGUGUCUCCUUGAACAGCCCCGCUGCAGGACUGUGCUGCAAUUGACCCUGGUAUAUAUAGACUGUGGUCAAUAAGAUUUUAAUUUAAAAAGAAAAGGUCCUCUGGUAUAAUUAAAAUUGAUGGGUGAGAGGGGAAAGUGCUACCAGCAUUACCUGCAACCUCCUAUAGUAACAUUCAGGAGUUAUCUGGAGUGGAGAAAAAACCACCAACAUAAUGUAUGGGUGAUUAGGCAGGUUCAUGAGGAUAAAUCAGCCGGUAAGGAAAGAAGCUGUUUGAUGAGGGAAGCCAAAAAAAACCGUAUGGGAAGUCAGUGGCCAAUAGGUUAGGGCUGGUAGGGCUUUGCAUGCAUCCUAAUAAAUGCUGUCAUAGCAAAGCUGAGUCUGAUGACAGGCCCAACACAGUGAUUAUUCACAGCAGGUGAAAAAAACUAACAAAUAUUCUUGGUUUGUAUUUGAGAGCAAUAGAGGGAGGGAGUCAGCCUGCACACUGAAAUGUAAUUUCUCCUAUUCCAUCUCUAAUUAGGGGUAAUAUCAAGCAGCAACUAUCUGUCCUGGGUUAACACAGCCUGCUCUCACAAGCCCCGCAGUAACACACACCAAAAAAACUGCACUGAGAUAAUGAAUUUACUGAGAUAAUAAAUGCACCAUUGCCUUAGCCUGACUGCAGAAGAUGUGCAGCAAAAUGCAGAAGCAGCAGCAGAAACCAGCAGUAAAAACAGUUCCCCCCACCCAAGCAUGCAGAAGCCAGCCCAGCAGAAAAGACCAUCACCCCAAAACCCUGAAACCCAAAGCAGCAACCAGAACAGGGAGCCUGUCAUGUUACAAUGUGAACUUCAAGCCCCAGGAUACUUUGCUCCAGCCUGUGCUUUCAUUCUGAAGCUGGCAUGACAGCAGCAUGGUGUUGAAUAGCAGCAGCACGUUUGACUCGACAUGUCCAAACCUAUGUUUGAAUUUGUGGAGCCAUUAACUGAAUCCAGAAGUGAAACAAAACUUGCCUACAACUCCUCAGAAUCAGAAAACAUAAAGGGAAGCUCCAAAUGACACCAAACCCCCCCCACAGUUCAGAGGAACGAGUGAUUUGACCCAGAAAACCAGAGGUCGUUAGCUUCCUAUCAGUGUUAGGCAAAAGCAUGGCAAGGUUGCUAUGGCCUAGUCCCUAAAGCAAUUAAAAAUGGGUUAAAUCCUCCAAAAGAAUGGUAUGGAAAUGAAUCAUGCCAGAUGCAUGAUGCUGUCAAGGCUUGUUGAUAAACUCUGCUGGCACACUGCACUUGGCCUCCUAGAGAUCAUUUGAUUCUGGUAAAGAAUGAAAAAUGGCACAACACAAAAUCAGUAUCACCCAUGUUGAGUAGGUUAAAACAUUACAAGCCCAGAUCACAGCAAAUGGCUGUAAGGAUGAGAUUGUCAUCAGCAAGACUGUUUCUAAUGAGCUUCUCCCAAUGUAUGCUCUAUUUUCAAUAUUCCUUCCAGGGGAAGAGAAAAUUACUGUUGGCAACAGCCAGAGCUGACUAACACAGGGGCACGGUAAAUAUGAUAUGAAGCAAGUCCGUGUCAGUAACCUGGAGGACAGCAGUGUCAGAAAGCCAGGAGAGAUGGCAGCAAGUCUGACUUAAAGGCAUGGGAAAUAUGUCUGGAAUAAUGUAGUGGCUGUGAAGGUGUGAUAAAUAAUCCAUUCGGUGUCAGCCCCAGACAUGCUUUUGCCAGCUGGGCUGUAGGACCUGGUAGUAGCGAUGCCGUUCCAGUUUGUUUGGUUACUGCCUGUACUUUUAAAAGAGUAUUGACAGCUUGGAAAGAUUAUUUUCAAUAGUUCCCAGUGUCAUUCAAGGGCAGGAAAACAGGUCUUAUUAUAGUGUCAGACUAAUGAAGCUCAAGCUAUUAAUUUAUCAGAGGCAAUUGGAAGAGGUGACUUGAUCUCUACGUGCAAUCACAAUCUUCUACCUGGGCAGGGAAGUGCUAUCUGAAGGCAGGUAGCUCUUUUAUUUAGAAGAAAAGGGAAUGAUGUGCUCUACUGGCUAGAAACUGAUUUCAGAGUAGAAAUUAAGUGCAAAUGCUCAACAGGGAGGAUAAUUACCUGUGGAGACAACUUAUUUAGUUACCUGGCAUGUUCUCCGUCAUACAAAGUCUUUAAAUGUAUGCAGAGUAUUUUUCUAAGUCAAUGAGCUCUACCUCAAACUGAAAUCCAGGCUCAGUGCAGCAAUUACUGGAUGAGGUUAUUAGGUGUGUAUUAUGCAAGGGUUAGAUUAGAUUGUCAGAUGUAGACUUCUGAAUUAAAAAGAUCUUAAUGUUUCCAGUAUUACAGGAAGGUAGAGCAACCUAUAUCCAUUUUUUUCACACCAAAUGGUCUUCAUUUAAACAGUUUAUAUAGACAGAGCUGUGCUUGCUAGCAUUUGGUGUGAGUAUUGGUAGGUCUGCUUGCAGUUGUGAGAUUCUUCUGUGUUUAAAGGAUGAGAACCGGACAAGAAAGCACAACAAAAAUCCUUGGAUGUACAGGAAAAAUUGUGACUUACAUCAGUAACAGCCUGGGACAAAAUGCUGCAUGCAAAUGAUGGGCCAAGUGGAUGUGUAGUCUGAGCAAGGGAUAACAGCUGUGAGUUUGCCUUUUAAGUAAGGAGGUAGCAUCUUGCUGGCAAGAAAGACAUUUCCUGCCUUCAACCACCGAAGCUGCAGAUUGAGAGUUAUAUUGUGUCGUUGUGCAGCUGAACAUUGUAGAGGGGCUCCUUGCUUCAAAGACAGCACACCGUUCCUGCUAUCAUUAUGAGCCACAUCAGAGCUGGUGAAUAAAGCCCUGGAAGUGAAAUGACUUCAGUGGGACAACCCAGAGUAGUGACAGACAGGUGCUCCCUGCAGUGGGUUUUUGCAAGGCUGGGCCCUGUUACCCUUGGCUGGUUGGAAUGUUGUGCUGUAGAAGUAAGCAACAGAGCCCUGGGUGUCUGAUUCAGGUUUCACAACACCUCUGUCAAAGGGUUCAAGGCAGGUGUGAACUGUCAGAGCCACCUUCUGCUAGGCUUCAUCAGGCAGUGGGGAACAGCAUGAACUAGGAUGUAUGGUGUAAACAGUUCAUGCAAACAAGAGAAACUAUAAAAGCAAUACUGCCUGCAAAUUGGUAUUGAAUCGACAUCAAGGAGCUGAAAUAAGAAGGGAGCAAGCUACGCCACGGCUAAGGAGAUAAAGAUCUUUGAGGAUUCUUGCUCUAAUCCAGUGUGAAAUCCUAAGAAAAUGAGUUUGGUCUAGAUUUAUUGUUUAAAGAACACUGGUACAUGCUUGCUGCCUGCCAAAUAAAUUCUGUGGAGUCACUGGCUUUGGUGGGUGAUGGCUUAGGGGUGUCCUCAACCUGCUGAGACACCUUGCAGCUCCCCUCCCUUAUGGGGAGCCGUCCUUAAGAGGCAGCUCUGGGGCCAGGCUGGAUGGAGAAGCAGCUGCUCCUGCAGAUGAGUGUGUAACGUCUGCUUCUGCCAGAAGAGCAGGAUUGUCAGCAUUAUUCUAACAUUCUUGAGAAUGAGAUGAAAAGCUCCUUUCUGAUUCUAAUUCCAAAUAUAUCUAAGUACUUAGAAAAAAAAAGGCAGCUCUGUAGUUGUUGUUACAUCUGUAAUCACAUUACUUCUGUUAAGCACUUGCCUUGAUUUCAUCUGUUUAAUAUCAUAAAUCACCAAAUUAAUUAGUGAUACACAGGGUGGUGGUGUUUUGGUGGGGUUUUUUUAAGCAGGGAGAUCAAUAUUGCAGCAAAACUGCAUGUAAGCAAUAAGAAGCUGUGCAGAGGGGAAAAAGCAAAGAAAACCACACAAUUUGCCCCAUCAGAUGCUUAGGGGACUCGUUUGGUUUGGUUUGGUUUGGUUGUUGAGAUCGUAGUUUUACAUCUAGACAGAGGCUCUGGUCUCAAAACCAAUCCCAGAUAAAGAAAUGUUUGGAGUUGCCUCCCACUUCAUCUGCAUCUCUUGUAUGCAGGAGGCUCCUUUUGCUGCUUUUCUCCUGAGAAGGGUAGAAAAGAGAUUAGGUGGCAACAGAGAAAGCACAGAGGAACAUGAGCUUCCAGCCUAUGCAAAGCAUCUCAGCACCAGACCCAGAUCCCAGCCUCCUUCCCGAGUCCAGCACCACUGACCAAGGGGAGGAAUGGGGCACACGCAAAGCCAAGUCCUGUGCCAUGCGGAGUGCUCUCUGUCAAAGCUGUUGCAGGAGACACAUUGCCUUGCAGAAUCGGCCCCCACAGAUCAGGGCACCAGCUGGGGUUGCUGCUGUCUGCUGGGCUUCACCUAAAAUACAGAUGAGCUCUGGCCCUGGGAGUGACCAGCAUUUCCCCAAAGAGGCUGUGUGCUCUGAGGAGAAGUCUCCCUUGCUUUGCUGGGAUAUCUGGUGAGCCCAAGAGGCAUAUUUAACCUUCUCACAAUUAUUUUGGAAUCUGGAAGUGGCAGGCCAUGCUUUGGGACAUGCUAACCUCAGCUUUCAGUUUCUUGUAGGUGUUGCAGUUAUCUGGACCUGCCUCACCAUUCUUUCUUUUCCCAAGUGGGCAUAAGAAGGGAUUAAUGCCUGCCUGGCUCCAUGCAGCAUAAACCAGCAAAGGGGGCUCUAAAUUUAGGCUCCUCUCUUUCCAGGCAUUGAAUGCAAUGUUGAUUGAACCUGACCUUGAGGAGGGCAGAUAACUGACAGCUGGAAUUAUGGUUACACCUGAGCUGUCUCCAAAGGUUGCCCACAAAUCGUAGCCCGUGGACAGAACUGGAUGCCAGGCUGUGCUUGCACAUCAGCAUUGGCAGCUGACGAUGGUCAUAGGCUGCAGGGAACAAGAGAGAGGCUGGGAUCAAGGUCUUGCAAAAUCUGGUGGCCUGAUACUGAAGAGCUGGAUGCAGAAAUGCUGAGUGCAAGCUCAUGGCCACGCUCUGUGGUCAAAACAGUCUCCUGAAGCUGGCGGGUGGUGUCUGGUCCAGCUGCCUUAGGAAUCAGUUCUGCUCUACAUUCACUAAGGAAUUGCUUCAUCUAAGCCAGUGAGCUCCUUUUAAUGCUAACUUGGUUGCCAAUCUAGGCAGCUGCCAGCGCUCCCCUAGUUAAACAGCGACUGUUACUCCCAGUCAGUCUAUGGCUGAGCUCUUCAAGGAGGCAGCCAGACGAGGCGGCAUAAGACAAAAGUGUGCCUUUUUGUUUGAUCUACACUGCUUGUCCCCAGGCAUCCAAGGUCUUCAUCUGUCCAGCAGUGCUUUUUUUCGGUUGUUUUUU
Messenger RNA from Dryobates pubescens (Downy woodpecker), 9969 nucleotides. It is a transcript of the gene SAMD12, whose product is annotated as sterile alpha motif domain containing 12. Bases 133 to 690 code for a protein of 185 amino acids. The record is from RefSeq and is a predicted model, not a curated record. Gene Ontology annotation, cellular component: cytoplasmic side of plasma membrane. NCBI's taxonomy places the organism in Eukaryota, Metazoa, Chordata, Aves, Piciformes, Picidae. The transcript is spliced from 6 exons. Gene Ontology annotation, biological process: cell surface receptor protein tyrosine kinase signaling pathway. Gene Ontology annotation, molecular function: protein binding.